CCCUAGUAGAUUCAGGGGCCACCCGCAGCUAUAUUAGUAAGAAAGCGCUGCAGAAGUUGAAGCUGGGACUUAAAGUCCAGAAAUUAGCAGACCCCAUAGUUAGCAUCCUCGCUGACAACCGUACAAUGGUCGUAGAGGAUUAUGUAGAGGGAGUCCAGGCGUAUUUCCGCCUGGAGAAAGAUGGGAAAGCGGAGAAGGUCCUCCACUCCCUGACUCUCCUCGUGGAAGACAAUCUCCCAUUUGAUAUCGUUCUGGAAAUGGAUUGGGGAGAGGCAGCCGGGGCCACACUCCAUUUGAAAGAGCACGAGUGUAAGCUCCCUAGUCCUUCAAGCGAGGCUAAGACUGCCCACCUGUUCCAUGUGCCAGGAGUAGAGAAUACCCUGGCACAUUGCUGCCUUAGUGCACCUGCAUUCGUGAGAUUCGUGAAGAAGGAGCACCUAGAAGAACAGGUCUUUGUAGCCUAUGUUAGGCCAGUAACUGAGCCUAAGGAAGAUAAGCCUAUAGACCCUACGAUUGCCAAGCUGCUGGAGGAGUUCAAGGACCUGGCUGAGUCGCCGACAGGAGUAGUACCGCAGCCUAUCCAACACCGCAUUGAGAUAGAGCCUAGCAGUAGAACUCCCAAAGGAGCCGUGUAUAGGAUUUGGAGCAGCAACCAGUCACCGCCGCCGACGCAGGCUCUUCCAAUACUGCCGACCGCCUCAAUGCAUUGGAGAUGCACGUCAGCUCACUCCAGGAUGGCGCACAGUUACAGCUCACCGCGACGCAACAGUUGCAGCAGCGGGUCUGUACCCACCGCCACUACCUCGAGUACGGAGCCGCGCGAGACAACUCCAAAGUUUGACGGGCAGGAGAUCUUCUGCGACUCCAUGAAGACAGAUCCGAUUCCAUGGUUCCGCAAGUUCGAGCUCACGCUGCAGCUGUCCAACGUCAAAGAACACAAGCACCACGCAUACUUGUACUCUCGUUCAGGGGGCGCGUGCCAGGCUUGGUUGGACAACCUCCUGUCCAAGUACGGAGUGGUAGCGGCCGACUUGCACACCAAGAUCAGUUGGGAUGAUUUGAAGGCAGCGUGGCACAAGCGGUUCCAGGUGGAGCCGCCAGAGAUCAAAGCCAUGGACAAACUCAUGGUCUUCGAGCAAGGCACGCUGCCGAGUACGGACUGGAUCGCCGAGUACCAACGCUUGACGUCAGUCCCAGACAUCCAGAUGGGCUUCAAGGCCAUCCGCCAUUACUUCAUCUCAAGGUCAUGUCCGGCAUUAAGCAAUGCCCUUACUCAUGUCGAGGACACCUUGACGACGAUGGCGGAGUUGUUCGACAAGGCUGCGCAACUCAUUAUCACGAACAAGGAGGCCAAGAACUUCCGUUCAUCUGAUUCGGCACACGAGUUCAACUUAGAGGCAUUGGACCCGCUCACGUCUGAGGACUUUGCAUGGCUUCCUCUCCCGACAACAGGCCGCUUGCCGGGACCGCAAUGCGCAGCACUUAGUGCUAAUCUUCACACUUACCUAUCCUUCUAUGCACCACCAACUUCGGAUGACGAAGUCGCGGUGGGGGACAUCCUGGCGUAUACUACCAAGGUGGCCCGCGAGUUUCGCACGCAGCGGUACGAUGACAACAACGCACCGCUCAUGUAUGUCCGCAUUCAGGUUGGGCAAGCGUCCUGCAGCGCUUUGCUGGAAAGCGGCGCGUCUCGCAACUUCAUGAGCCAGUCUUUUAUGCAAAGGGCUGGCAUUGGCGCACAAGUUCGGAGGAAGGCAAACCCGUCAACGAUCAAGUUGGCGGAUGGUAAGACGCAACAACUUCUCGACCGUUACAUCGAGGCUGUACCGAUCUACUUCGCACCUCAAGCAUGCGAACCGGUGACAUUCGAUAUUCUCGACAUGGACUUCGACAUCAUUCUGGGAAUGCCUUGGCUUGCAAGUGCGGAUCACACGGUCAACUUCCAUCGGCGGACUCUUAGCGUUCGCGACGCCUUCGGCGCGGAAGUGGCGUACGAGUUCGCCGACAUCUUCGAGUCACCUACCGGUGUGGUGCCGGGUCGGCCGAUCUCUCACGAGAUCAUUCUUGAGGCCGGUGCCGUGCCGCCGAAAGGUUGCAUCUAUCGGAUGAGCAAGGAGGAGCUUGAGGUCCUCCGCGCACAACUCGAUGAUUUGUUGGCCAAGGGCUGGAUCUGCCCGAGUAGCUCCCCAUAUGGAGCACCAGUUCUCUUCGUCAGGAAGAAGAACAAGGAGCUACAAUUGUGUAUCGACUACCAUAAGCUCAACGCGCAAACCGUCAAAAAUGCAGGGCCUCUUCCUCGCAUCGACGAUCUUCUCGAGCUGUUGGGCGGUGCGAAGUAUUUUUCCAAGUUGGAUUUGAAAUCGGGAUAUCAUCAAAUCUCGAUCCAGCCGAACGAUCGCUUCAAGACUGCGUCCAAGACGCGGUACGGGCAUUUUGAGUGGGUGGUCAUGCCUUUUGGCCUCACCAACGCCCCGGCGACCUUUCAGGGGGCGAUGACCAAUGAGUUCCGUGCAAUGUUGGACCGGUUCGUGCUGGUCUACUUUGACGAUAUUCUCGUCUAUAGCCGGUCAUUUGAGGAUCAUCUGGGGCAUCUUAGACAAGUGUUGGAGACGCUCCGCCGCGCGAAGUACAAGGCCAACCGCGACAAGUGUGAAUUUGUCCGGCAAGAGCUGGAAUACUUUGGCCAUUUUUUUACACCGGAGGGCAUCAGUCCGCUAUCGGACAAGAUUCAGGCCGUCCAAGAGUGGUCGGAGCCUCAGAACGUCACGGAUGUCCGCUCGUUCCUCGGUCUUACCGGCUACAAUCAGCGCUUUAUCAAAGGUUACUCAAAGAUUGCGGCCCACUUGAACAAGCUUCAGUGCGAGGAUCGGCCGUUUGACUUCGGAGAGAAGGCGCGAGGAUCAUUCUUGGCUCUCAAAGCCGCGCUAUUGUCUGCGGAGGUCUUGCGGAUAUAUGACCCGCUCGCGCCUACGCGCGUCACUACGGAUGUGUCAAGCUAUGGGAUUGGUGCAGUCCUCGAGCAACAUGAUGGUGUGUACUGGGUCCCGGUCGAGUACUUCAGCAAGAAAGUGCCCCUCGUGCAUUCCAUUGACGAUGCACGCAAGAAGGAGCUCCUCGCCUUCGUCCACGCGCUCAAGCGGUGGCGGCACUUCCUCCUUGGUCGAAGCCAAUUUCGAUGGGUAACGGACAACAAUCCGUUGGUCUUUAACAAGACCCAAGACACCGUCAACAGCACCAUCGCUCGAUGGAUGGCUUUCAUCGACCAGUUCGACUUCUUUCCCGAUCACAUUCCCGGGAAGUCGAACCGUUUUGCGGAUGCUCUCUCACGGUGUCCGGAUCAUUGUACCGCAGUCUACUUGACCUUCGAGAUUGACGACGACCUGCGGAACAGCUUCGUCCGCGGCUACCAAACCGACCCCGAGUUUCGCGACAAGUACGGGAACUGCUCCUCUCCUAAUCCGGCUCCUUCUCACUACCGGAUACAAGACGGGUACUUGCUUGUCCACACGCGGGGGAAGGACCUUCUUUGCGUACCGAGUGAUCCUCACUUACGUACACGGUUUCUUGGCGAGUUCCAUGACGCUCCCGCCACUGGACAUUUUGGAGUCAAUCGCACGAUUGGCCGACUUCGCCAGCGAUUUUGGUGGCCAGGCCUUCUCGGCGACGUCACGCGCUAUUGCGAGUCAUGCGAGGUUUGUCGACGCUGCAAAUCCCGCAACCAUCGUUCGUACGGCGAGCUACGACCAUUGCCAGUCCUGUUGUGGCGAAGGGAAGCGAUUGCCAUGGACAUCACCGGCCCGUUCCCCAAGCACAAGACCGGAGUGGAUGGGAUUCUCAUGAUGGUCGACCGACUCACCAAGUUCGCCAUGUUUUUGCCUUGUCGCUAUCAUGCCAAGGCACCGGAGUUAGCCGAGGUUCUUUACGCCGGUUGGAUUUGCACCAAGGGUUACCCCAAGGAGAUCGUCUGCGACCGCGACGCUCGGUUCAUGUCCGAUUUUUGGUUGGCGCUCAUCAAGCGAUGGGGCUCAUCUCUCAAGCCCAGUUCAGCUCGCCACCCUCAGACCGAUGGCCAGACGGAGAGGGCGCAUCAGACCGCACAGGUUCUCCUUCGCACUCUCAUCCGCCCCGACCAGAAAGACUGGGUUGAGCGACUGUCGGAYGUYGAGUUGGCCUACAACUCUUCCAUCCACCCGGCUAUUGGGAUAUCGCCCUUCGAGUUCGAGCAUGGCUCGCCGGUCACAUCACCGUUGGACACUAUUACUCCACGCACGGCCGAGAGCGACGACCAUCUUCUUUUCUUGCGUCGGAUGCAAGAGCUUCUUGUCAAGGCACACGACCAGAUGGCUAAGACGCAACAGCGCAUGAGCCAGCAGGCCAAUCGCCAGCGUCUUCCUUGUCCAUUCCGCGCCGGGGACCUCGUCGGGCAUUAUGCCCGAAAUUGUUGGGCCAACGGUAAUGGGAGACAACCUGCACCACAUCCACCGAUACAAUCAGGGAUGAUUGAUGAUGAGGCAAAGGAGCUUCGAGAGUAUUUCCGUGAGAAGAUAAGAAAGAGGAAACUCGAGGAAGAAAGAAGGGAGAAGGAGGAAGAAGAGAAACGUCGGAGGGAUGAGGAAAUUCGGAAGGAACAGGAAAGGUUAAGAGAGGCGGAAGCCCGAGAGGCGAAACUGGAGGCCAGGCUGAUCAAGUUGCUGGCACAACACAUCGAGGGAAGUAUGAAGGUCGAAAGCUCAGCUGUGAAGAAGAAAUCACCUAGGACGAAGGCGAGAGUUUUACGUGAGAUAAGAAGUUAUUUGGACGAAUCGGAUGAUGAAAGUGAGGAGGUGAGAGAGGAGGCCAGGAAACUCGUGGAUGCUAUCGAAAGGAGGAAAGGGAAGAAGAGAGUGAAUGAUGAUGAUGAAAGACUAUCGAAGAUGAGGGUAGAAAGGAGGGGGCAUCGAGGGGACCCGGUGCGAAUAGACGACGAAGAAAAAGAAGUUAGGACUCCUCCACAGGAGAGGAGGUAUGGCGAGGACACCGGAAUUCUGGACUUCGCGAUAGAGCUACACAAGCAUCUGUCCGAGAAAAAGGUGCCAAAACUUCGAAAGUUGUGUAACCGGGAAGGGAUCGAGUGGUCAAAAAGAGAGACAGCGAUUGGAGUUAACRAUCCRUUUGUUAUGGAGUCGGCGAUGAUAAGGAGGUUUUCACCUGCUCUGAACACUCGGGGUAAGAGUAGGGAAGGGAAGCGGGGCAGACGGAGGAAAGGGAAGAGAGAAAGGGGUAAGAGGCAAUCGAACAAAUUAGGAGAGGCGAUUAUCAGUUUUAAUGAUCGAGUGUCACUCGUUGACUUGGUGAAGGAAAUUGGAGUGAGUGGGGGGAAUCAGCAGAUCUCCUCGUCUGGAGGGGAUGUGUGGAUCGAUAGGUGGAGAGUAGUACGGGGAAAGAUAGGGGAAACUACGAUAUGGGUCGGCGAGAAGGAAGUUCAGAUAAAGCAUUGCAAACGGGUUUUGGAAGGAGGAGGGGAUUUCAGGAUUGGAAGGAUUAGGAUCCUACCAUCCAGGAUAGAAGAUCGGAAGCGAGUGCUGAAAGGGGUAAUUAACCAGCCGUGGAGAGUAAGGGAGUUGUAUAGGAAAGGGUCCAGGGAGCUCGUGGCGCUAUUCAGGACCGGGUCUUUAUUCGCGCAGAAAAGAACGAGSAGCCGGAUCAAGACCAUCGUCACGCGGGUGAUAAGGAAUAAGUACGRCAGCGAGGUAAGGAGGAAACCAUGUGUGAAGGUUCYGUUUUCUCCAGCAGUAAAAAUGGGAGCAGUACGGGAMAUCGCAGMAGGGUUAAUCGUUCGAGGGGGUAUGGAUCCGGAGAUUGCUCGGUUCGUGGCAAGUAGAGUAAGAGUGGUGGASAAGAAGAGACUUAYCGUAGGGAUGGUGAUACACAAUCAGUGGAAGUGUGCCGAAGGAGAGAGUGYUGGUUGUACAUGCAGAGCAUUGGACCUUCCUAGGAGUGAAGGCCACGUCAAAGUGAGAAUCAACGAAGUGGAGGAUAUCCCGAGUUUUAUGUGGAAUUCGAAAAACGUGACAAGUGGUUGCGUUAUUUCUCCAGGAAUCCUGGAGGCAUGCAUUAGGGAAGGGGUUGCCAGUUGGACGAGGGGGAGAGUGGUUCAGAUGAAUCCUGGGGAUCUGGAAAGAUGCUAUGAUGUUCGAAAAAUGAAUCAGACUGAUGCCAUGACGACGAAUCAGGUAAGGGACGUCUUUCGAAAGUAUGCCAAACUAAUGGCGGUACCGAUUGAUCGUAAUCCAGGUGCAACGCUACUGGUUUGUCCAGUGUUGUAUCAUAGGGCGUGUACUGAGACUUUCAAUACCAAUCCCAACUUUCGAGCGGUUCACAGGUCCAAAGGUCAAGUUCUAACCAAGAUGAGAGAGGAGUACACUCGAAAGGGGCUGAGCAAAGUCGCGCGUUGGCAAACCGCGGGGAAGAUAGGACAAGCAUAUGUCUUGCCGAAAGACAAGGACUUGGGGAGAUGGAGGCCGAUCUCGCCAAGUACUCGUGAUCCGGCAAGAUUGGCAGCUGCAAGGGUGGGGAGAGCAAUCCGGUUUAUGCUUUUUGGGGUAAGGAGAUCUGCGCAUUUUGAUCUAAAGUCAAUGGAUGAUGUGGGUAAGUGGUGUAAGGAAGUUCAGGGAGAGCUGAGUGCGACGGGGGAUGGCGUGCUUGCGCAAAGUUAUGAUAUUAAGGAUAUGUUUGCGCGCUUAUCGCAUGAAAGUAUCCUAGAAGCCGUGGAAUGGAUAAUAGGAUACCAUGAGAGAAGGGGAAUGAAAGGAGUAAAGGUGAGCAUGAGAGGGAAAGUGUGUGCAAUGAUUAGGAAAGUGCUGAAGGAAGAAGGGUUCGUGAUACUGUUGUCUGAUGAUAUCAGGAAAGAAGUGGAGUUUGAGCUCUCACAGUCUUUUGUCCGUUGUGCUAGUACAUUGUUAUCUCAGAGAUUUGGUAUUCCAAUGGGGAGGAAUUCGAGCUCGGCACUAGCUUGUUUGGUGUGUGCAAGGGCUGAAUUCGGGUUCAUGGAAAGAGCACAGAAGGCAGGGAAUGUGAUAAGGGGAAUGCGAAUGAUAGACGACGUAGCAGUCAUGGUCGGGUUCAGACAGGAUAGACCCGAUACUCUUCAAGCAGCAGUGCACAUUUUGAGGGAAUUUGAGCAAUGCUAUGAUGAGAAUUUGAAGCUUGUUCGGAAGGACGAAGAGGGAAAUGUUUUUGACUUUUUGAGGAAUCGUGUUAUAGUCGAGAUGGAUCCUAUAAGAGUCAACGUUUUUCCCAGAACAAGGAAUCAGUUGUCUCUCCUCAAAGAAGGGAGUCUGAAAGUACAGUGGAUACAAGAUUUCGCAUCGUUCACAAGGAAGGCGGCCAAGAAGGCGACGAUAUAUGCAAUUCUGGUCCGGAUGAACAGAGUUUCGACCUYAGAACAGGCGAUGAAAGCCGCAAUUGCUGCAUUGAUGAUGGAGAUUCGCCUCCGGGGUUAUCCCCUGGAGGUCUCUCUCGGGGCCCUAGCAAGAUUUGCUAGGAUGUCCUUCAGGUGCCUCACCAACGGGUGCUACAAUGCGGCAAGGCCCCAUCCAUUUCGAAAGGAGCUUGCGAGAGAUAUCUUGUUCGAGGCUAAAUUCCAUGGCGGAGACGCAAACGAGGUUGACGACGUGGAACAGACAUGGAAGAUGCUGGUGAUUGGCUUGUCGGCUCAUGCGUUGCUGCGUCUUCGACAUUUGGUCGCGUGCCUUGACAAGGAGCUCGUGCAUCCGUCUGAUGAAGAUAAUGUGGUCGUCGCUCUCCGUCGUCCAUGGGAUGACUGUAUUCAACGGUGAUGUGAUUGGCGAGCCAUGCUUGAACUCAAAGGGUGACAUCCCGAUAGCCUGAUGAAUGGACGAGUUGUAAGCCAACUCGACGUCCGACAGCUCCUCAACCCAAUCCUUUUGGUCGGGACGGAUUAGAGUGUGAAGAAGAACAUGUGCGGUUUGAUGCGCCCUCUCCGUUUGGCCAUCGGUUUGUGGGUGGCGAGCCGAACUCGGCUUGAGAGAUGAGMCCCAUCGUUUGAUGAGCGCCAAUCAAAACYUUAACAUGAA
This is a messenger RNA of Chara braunii, 8075 nucleotides long. The record is from the annotation of a GenBank genome assembly. NCBI's taxonomy places the organism in Eukaryota, Viridiplantae, Streptophyta, Charophyceae, Charales, Characeae.